ACGAGCAGGGACACCUUGCACCGUCUGUGGGGCGCAGGGGGGAGGGGGGAAAAAAAACAAACCCAAAAACCCACGGGGGCAUUCAAUAGCACAAAGCUGGAAUGUCCCUCCAAGAGCCCGCUCUCCCCGGACGUGGCCCCGUGCACGGAGGCGCCUUCAGCUGCGGCUGGUGACCCAUGUCUGCUCCUCCGCCUCCUCUGGAUGUCCGCCCCCGUCACCGCGGAUCGCCGUGAUUGAUGCUCUGUGUCCGGCUCCAGCUCCAGCAGUAUUCCCGAUCGGUGUGUGUGUCCGCUCCUCCGCCAACAUGUCCGCUCCUCUCGGGCCCAGGGGCGGCCCUCUGCCUCCCGCACAGCCGCUCGUGCCGGAGAUGCCGGAUCUCAGCCACCUGACCGAGGACGAGAGGAAGACCAUCCUGGCCGUCAUGGACCGGCAGAAGAAGGAAGAGGAGAAGGAGCAGUCAGUCCUCAAGGUGAAAGAAGAACAAAAACCUCAACUAUCACAGUGGUUUCCCUUUAGUGGGAUCACUGAACUGGUUAAUAACGUUCUACUGCCACAACCAAAGCAGCAAAAUGAGAAGGAGCCUGAGAAGAAAUUGCACCAGCAGUUUGAACUAUACAAAGAGCAAGUGAAAAAGAUGGGUGAAGAAGCUCAGCAGCAGCAAGAGCAGAAGGCUGAUGCCCCCACUUGCGGGAUCUGCCACAAAACGAAAUUUGCAGAUGGCUGCGGCCAUAACUGUUCAUAUUGCCAAACUAAAUUCUGCGCACGUUGCGGAGGUAGAGUGUCAUUGCGCUCAAGCAAGGUUAUGUGGGUAUGUAAUUUGUGCCGAAAACAACAAGAAAUCCUCACCAAGUCCGGAGCCUGGUUCUACAACAGCGGGUCAACCACAGCACAGAAGGACGGAGAAGAGGCUCAAGCAGGGCUCCAGAACGAAGAAGCACCUCAGGAGAAAAAGGCUAAACUACAAGAGCAAUCCCAAUACCAGGGACCCUCAGGGGACUUACUUACACCAGCCUCAGAGAAGAGCCGAUCACAGGGGAUCGUAAGGCAGGACUCCAUUAAGAAUGGCUCCGGAGUGAAGCACUCGGCUGCAGGUGAUCUCCCGUCAGACAGGAAAAGAAGCCCGUCAAUAUCCAGAGACCAGAAUCGCCAAUACGACGACGAUAUAGGGGAAAAUUCACAGUAUGUUACAACAGAUAGCGCAAUGCCUAGGUCACCUUCAGAUUAUUCUGAGAGGCGGUCCCCACGUGGGCCUCAGCUCUAUGAAGAACCUGAACAUAGCGACUACAGGAGAAGUCGGCGACGAUCCAAUGAGUAUUCAGUAGAUGAAGAGGACAAUCAGGACAGGGAUGAAUAUGAAAGACAAAGACGAGAGGAGGAGUAUCAAGCCAGGUAUAGAAGCGACCCUAAUUUGGCAAGGUAUCCAGUUAAACCCCAACCUUAUGAGGAGCAGAUGCGCAUCCAUGCAGAGGUGUCGCGGGCUCGUCAUGAGAGAAGACAUAGUGAUGUAUCUUUAGCUAAUACAGAGUUAGAGGAAUCUCGGAUGUCUAUGUUGAGGCUGGAUCGACCGUCUAGACAAAGGUCUGCAUCUGAGCGCAGAGCGGCCAUGGAGAGCCAACGCUCUUACUCUAUAGAAAGAACUAGAGAUGUACAGGGACCAAGUCCUGGUCGGCAAAGGAACUCAAAUCAUAGUCCCCCAACACCUAGAAGGAGCCCCAUUCCUAACGAUAGGCCAGAGUUAAGACGCACAGAUUCCUUGCGAAAGCAACAACACUUGGACCCAAGUUCUGCCGUGAGGAAAACCAAAAGGGAAAAAAUGGAAACCAUGCUAAGGAACGAUUCGCUCAGUUCAGACCAGUCUGAAUCGGUCCGGCCACCACCACCUAAGCCUCAUAAAACAAAAAAGGGAGGUAAAACGCGCCAGAUUUCAUUGAGUAGCUCAGAGGAAGAGUUGGCCUCUACUCCUGAAUACACGAGUUGUGACGAUGUGGAGAUUGAAAGUGAAAGUGUGAGUGAAAAAGGGGACAGUCAAAGGGGAAAAAGAAAAACUAGUGAGCAGGCAGUUUUGUCGGAUUCUAACACCUUGUCUGAAAGACAAAAGAAAAUGGUGUGCUUUGGAGCCCACUCAUUGGAAGAGGAAUUGGAAUGGUCAGAGCCUCAGAUAAAAGACUCUGGGGUAGAUACGUGUAGUAGCACCACCCUUAACGAGGAGCAUAGCCAUAGUGAGAAGCACCCGGUGACGUGGCAAGCGUCCAAAGAUGGCGACCGGUUAAUUGGCCGCAUCUUGUUAAACAAGCGAUUAAAGGACGGGAGCGUUCCUCGAGAUUCUGGAGCGAUGCUUGGACUGAAGGUUGUAGGAGGCAAAAUGUCAGAGUCUGGUCAUCUCUGCGCCUAUAUCACCAAAGUGAAGAAAGGGAGCCUGGCGGACACCGUUGGAAGACUACGACCAGGUGAUGAAGUUUUAGAAUGGAAUGGGCGGAUUUUACAAGGCGCCACAUUCGAAGAAGUUUACAAUAUAAUUCUGGAGUCCAAACCUGAGGCACAAGUAGAAUUAGUGGUCUCCAGACCAAUAGGAGAUAUCCCCAGGAUACCUGAUAGCACACAUGCCCCACAGGAUUCCAGUUCUAGUUCCUUUGAGUCCCAGAAAAUGGAUCGUCCCUCCAUAUCCGUUACGUCCCCCAUGAGCCCUGGAAUGUUGCGUGAUGUUCCCCAGUUCCUGUCUGGACAACUCUCAAGCCAAAGCCUUAAUAGAAGAACAGCGCCUUUUGUUCCUAGGGUCCAGAUAAAACUCUGGUAUGACAAAGUUGGUCAUCAAUUGAUUGUCACUAUAUUAGGAGCUAAGGACCUGCCAUCGAGGGAAGAUGGGAGACCGAGAAACCCUUAUGUUAAAAUUUAUUUUCUUCCUGAUCGAAGUGAUAAGAACAAAAGGAGAACAAAGACUGUGAAGAAAACAUUAGAACCCAAAUGGAACCAAACGUUCAUGUACUCUCCAGUUCCUCGAAGAGAGUUUAGAGAACGAAUGUUGGAGAUCACACUUUGGGAUCAAGCCAGAGUUCGAGAGGAAGAAAGUGAAUUCUUAGGAGAGAUUCUAAUCGAAUUAGAAACUGCACUUUUAGAUGAUGAGCCACAUUGGUACAAGCUUCAGACGCAUGAUGUGUCCUCAUUGCCACUACCCCACCCGUCCCCAUUUAUGCAACGGAGGCAGAUACACGGGGAGAGCCCAACUAGAAGAUUGCAAAAUAGAGGCCCAUAUUCAUAUAAUUCAGGAUCCAAAAGGAUAAGUGACAGUGAAGUGUCUGACUAUGACUGCGAUGAUGGAGUCGGGGUUGUAUCAGAUUUUCGGCACAAUGGUCGUGAUAUGCAGAGUUCAACAUUAUCCGUACCAGAACAGGUCAUGUCAUCAAAUCACUGUUCCCGCUCAGGAUCCCUCCAUGUAGAUAGUAUAGGUCGGACUAGAUCCUGGUCUCCUAGUGUUCCGCCUCCUCAAAGUAGGAGUUUGGAACAGGGACCAAGAGCAACAAGAUCUGGCCCUGCACAUUACAAUUACAUGGGCAGAGUGGAAAGACAUCGUGUAUUAGAUAACCACUACUCCCCAGACAGAGAAAGUCAUUAUCUCACACUACCUCGCACCAGAUUCAGUCAGUCCUUUGACCAUCAUCUAAGAGAUCCAAGCACGGAUCACCCCAUGUAUCCUAUCUUUUGUGAAGAUGCUAUCCGAUUGCUGCGUUCCCGUAAGAUGUGCCGUACUUAUUCUGAGGGUGCUUACAAUGAUCUUGAGAGGAGAACUAGUCAAGAGAGACGAGUGCCUAAUUCACAUUGCAGUGAACCUGCCCCUUCUCCUGAAAGGUUAUACAAUGGUGCAAGUGCGUGGGCAGAUCAUGUAGUCAAUGGUUCAGCUGAGUCCCCAGGGAAUUGCGAAGCGGCAGAUAGACACCCAUAUCAAAGAUCCAGGUCCACAGAACAACGGCCUGUACUUGAGCGGACCAACUGCCGCUCCCGAUCCACUGAACGCCCUGACUCAAACCUCAUGAGGUCGAUGCCUUCAUUAAUGACGGGAAGAUCAGCCCCUCCUUCACCUGCCUUAUCGAGGGCACAUCCGCGCACUGGCUCUGUUCAGACCAGCCCUUCAAGCACCCCAUUAGCAGGACGUAGAGGCCGCCAGCUACCACAGCUUCCGCCAAAGGGUUCGCUGGACAGAAAAUACAGGACGGCAGAACAAGAGAAUGGGGAUCCAGGUUCAAUGGAUGUAGAGGAGAGAAAUCGACAGAUGAAAAUGAAGAUGAACAAGUUCAAGCAGGUGGCGGGGUCCGACUCCAGGCUGGAGAAAGAUUAUCAUUCCAAGUAUCGGCCAGGCCGGGAUCCACAGAGAGGUUCGGACAAUGUCUCCAACAAGUCGUCAGACAGCGAUGUGAGUGACGUGUCUGCUGUGUCCAGGACAAGCAGUGCCUCCCGAUUUAGCAGUACCAGCUACAUGUCUGUGCAAUCGGAAAGGCCGCGAGGGAACACCAAAAUAAGAAGAUUGAAAGAAAUAGGGGACAGGAGCGAUAGGAGAGAGGGAGGACAGGGUGGGGAGAACCACAUGGGCUUCCCUGAGGAGGAUGAGGAGGACAUCAGGGAGGAAAGGGAUAGUGAGAAAGUAGUGGAGGAGGCUCAAAGAGCCAGAGAGAACUCACUCAAGAGAGGAAGUAAGGGCUCGAUUGAGGAGGAGAUCCUGCAUGCUGAGAAAGAUGGAGAAAUGCAUGAACCUGAAGAAAAUCACGAAGAGGUUCUGCCAAGGAGGUUGUCAGAGAAUGACAUCAGUGUUUUUACAUCCAAAAUGCAAAGCAGACAGAUGGGCGCCUCGGGGAAGAACAUGACUAAAAGUACCAGCAUCGGAGGGGACAUGUAUACCUUGGAGAAGAAUGACGGCAGCCAGUCCGACACAGCAGUGGGCACAGUGGGUACUGGCAAUAAGAAGAGAAGAUCCAGCAUCGGCGCCAAAAUGGUGGCUAUUGUUGGCCUCUCACGGAAAAGCCGAAGUACCUCACAGCUCAGCCAAACAGAAGUCGGAGGCAAGAAGUUGAAAAGCACGAUCCAGAGGAGCACGGAGACGGGCCUGGCGGUGGAGAUGAGAAACUGGAUGACCAGACAAGCAAGCCGAGAGUCUAAUGAUGGAAGUAUGAACAGCUACAGCUCGGAGGGGAACCUAAUAUUUCCUGGAGUCCGGUUGGGGUCUGACAGUCAAUUCAGUGACUUCCUCGAUGGGCUCGGUCCUGCACAAUUAGUUGGACGCCAGACCUUAGCUACUCCGUCUAUGGGUGAUAUCCAGGUUGGAAUGAUGGACAAGAAAGGAAAAUUAGAAGUGGAGAUUAUAAGAGCUCGGGGUCUCGUCGUAAAACCAGGAUCAAAGACACUGCCAGCACCGUAUGUAAAGGUGUAUCUCUUGGAAAAUGGAGUCUGCAUAGCCAAAAAGAAAACAAAAGUAGCAAGAAAAACGCUGGAGCCUUUAUACCAGCAACUGUUAUCUUUUGAAGACUCACCGCAAGGAAAGGUCUUACAGAUAAUUGUUUGGGGUGAUUAUGGACGUAUGGAUCACAAGUCAUUUAUGGGUGUAGCACAGAUACUAUUAGAUGAACUGGACCUAUCCAAUAUGGUGAUUGGAUGGUUUAAACUGUUUCCCCCUUCCUCUCUAGUAGACCCAACAUUAGCUCCUUUAACCCGAAGAGCAUCCCAGUCAUCUCUGGAAAGUUCCACAGGACCUUCUUAUGCUCGGUCAUAGCACCUGUGAUAAAACUGUUGUCUCUGCAACCAGCGUUUCAAAAAAGACAAACAUCAAAAAACAAAAUCACAAGAUAUCAAAAUCUGACAGGUCGCACACCCUGGUAAACACUGCAUGCUUAAUGUUGUGUCCUCGGAGCCUGUUUCUAGGGAUAAGGAGCGAUCCUGUGUUCUCAGCGGAUGUUGCACACAUUGUGCUCUAUAGAAGGUUCUCAGGUGGAGUGGAGCUAACCAACAGGUUUGGAGAUGGGUGCUCAGUUCUAGUCUAAUUUGAAGCCAUGGAUUACUGACACUAGAAAAAAAAAUGCUUCAUGCAACGAAAGUCAUGGUCAGUGGCAUAUCACAUUGUUGCAAAAUUUUCUUUUUGUAUUUGCCCCCCCCCCUCCCCCCAAGGACUGGGAACCCACCCAAGAAAAAGUUCUACGUAAGCAGCGAGACGAUCGAAGAUGAUGGCGUAAGACAGUACACCAGUGUUAUCCAGGAUGAUCAUUGUGGAAGUUCACAUGGGCCCGUAGUCUGAAGAACUUGGUUUAUAAUAAUCUUCCAAGGAAUCCAUUACAAGAUGAUUUCUUCAGGGAAGAAUUAUGUCCGUGGCUAUUCCAUAAUAAAAUUAAAAAAAACUAAACUUUUUGUUUAAAUUAUUUAUUUUAUUUUUUCAAAAAAUUUAUUUUGCAUGGACACGGAUCUAACGGAAAACUGAAAUUAUUUUCUUUGGGCUGCAACUUGCAAAAAACAAAAACAAAAAAAAUAAAAGUGACCGAAAUAGAUACAGCCAUUUUCAACAAUUUCUAUUCUUUUUAAACAGAGCAAAUUUCACUAGUGCAUGGUUUUAAAGGGGAGAGAAUGCAACAGCGUGAAACAAAGACAAACCACGUUUCUCAUUCCUAAAAAAAAAAACGACAGAAAAAAAAAAUACCAACAGUCUUUGGUCUGUGUUUUGGCAGACGUAUGUUAAAAUGGUAAAAUAAAUAAUAAAAAAAUUCUUUCUAGCAAAUAUUGAAAAAAAAUUCUCUUUAUGUGAAGAAAUAAAUGUAACAUACGAUUUAUUUAAAUGUGAAAGGUACAAGCCUUGUAAAGUUUAACAUUAUGUGCAAAUUGUACAUGUCUCUCAUGUCUCCCACCGGUCCCUCAUUUUUGGCAUUGUGUCCUCCAGUUCCAUGUAUCUCCCAGACCUCUUUUCUGAUUCUGUUGUUUAGGGUUUGUUAAUGGCGCACACAUCGAUCCCCCCCCCCCCUCGCCCUUCCCUGCCCAUUGUGUGCCAUCACUGCUCCUUUUGCCUUUGUUUCAGAAGAAGGUUUUGCAGUCUUUUUAACCCUUCGUUUACCCUACCCUUUGACAAAAAAAAUUAUAAAAAAAACUUAGUUUGACCUGACAAAAAUGGAAGCGUCCAAGCCUCCUGGCUUCCAGUGCAUAUCAACCUUUCUUUAUUUCAAGCAUGUUGAAAACUAUUUUUGCAACAUGGCUUGAGAAUACCUAAGGUAAUUCAGCAUGUAUUUGAUAUAGAAGAUAUUUGAACUUUUUUGCAAUAUCUUGUACAGUGCAUGGUAACUAUUUUUUUCACCAUCCAAUUGAGUCUUAAUGGGAAAACAAAAAAUAUUACAGUGACGUGGCCAUUUUCAAAAUAAUAAAAAGAAAAAAGAAAACCUCUUUCUUUGUCAGCACCGAGCAUUGUUAUCUUGAGGGUUAAAACGGAAAUUCCUACCAUGGAACAUUAUAGUAUCCACUAUUUUUAAAGAACGGACGCCUUUUUUGCACUUUGUCAGAGUUCUGUAUCAUACCAGGUGAAGUUUUUACUUGCGCUUUAAUUUUCAGUGCUGCGAAGGUCGAACUUUUCAAACUCUUUGUUACUAAGGACAGUUCAACUCGGUGUCUUGGCCGGAAGCAACUAAUCGUCCAGCCGAUGGCACUCCUAAUGUUUAAGUAAUUAACAGAGAGGUUGUUGUAGAAAUAUAUUAAUAUGAAUAUAUAGAACAUUUGUCCACCGGGGCUCUGGCUGCCAUAUUUGUGGACCCACAAUCUUGGGAACACAACUGUUGAGUUCUGUAGGACAUCCCUGUUCAUUCCCCCUCUUAAAGAUGGAUACCAAAAAUAUCUGUUUGGGUGUGUUGAGCGUAUUGCAACUUGAAAAUUGAAGUUAUAUAUUAUGUGUUUCACCGGCUCAGGCCGAUGAAAUACCAUACUGCCUUUUUUCCCCCCUAUUUUACCAAAUUCUUAGGUAGCCUGUGGCCCUCCAGCAGUUGUGUAACUAGAAGGCCUACAAUACCAACCAUAGGGUGUCCAGGCAUGUAGGAACGUACAGUACGGUUCCACAUCUGCUGGAGGGUCCUAGUUUCUUUACCUCUUCCCAUAAUGAACGAUAGAGUGACAUAAAAUGCACAUAGAAUAUUUUUGUUUUUUUGAACGUGCAUAUACUGUAAAUUGUUUAUAUGCAGACCUACGGUAUACUUACAUGUAAGUUUGUGUUUACAUACACAAAUGUGAAUAGGCAUAUUUAUAUAUGUGUUUAUGCAUAAGAACGUGUGUAUAUGAAGAUACACAUCCGCAAGCACACACGUAGACAGCGAUGGCGAUGAUGAUUUGAAUGUGACAGCUUGUGGAAGAAUAUCAGGAAUAAAUGUUAUCCCGUCUCCUCCCCCACCGGUAUCAUUUGGCAAAAAAGAAAAAUCGAAAAAUAUUGUAGGCCUCAUUUUCCAGAUCACUUAGUCAGUUCUUGUUGCGCAUAGCAACCAAUCGGGGUUCAGCAUUCAUUUCUUAAGCUGCUAUGGAAAAAUGUAAGCUGAGCUCUGAUUGGUUGCUAUGGGCAACAAGGCUGGUUCGAUAAUGGAGGCCAUAAUGUAACCUCCGGGGGCAACCCGAUAACUGCCUUUUAAAACUAGUAGUCGUAGAUUGAUGAGGUAGAUAGCUUAUUAAAUGUGAUAUGAAUUAUGGAGUCAAUAACAUUAAUUUAGAUGGCUGUGAACCAGCGAAAUCUAUAUAUAUAUAUAUAUAUAUAUAUAUAUAUACAGUACCAUCUACAGUAUCAUCAUGUCAUAAAUAACAACAAAAAUUUCUGGUAUUGAAAAUGCAGUGUAAUAUGUUGUUUUCUGAAAAUAAAAAAUCCCAAGAUGCAUUUUUUUUCUUUCUAAUUUUUAUAGGGAGAACAAGACCGUAUAUAAGAUUUGUACAUAAGUAUCAUUAUGCAGUAUUUAUUUUAAAGAAAAUAAAAUUAUGUAUUUUUUUUUUUUUAUUUCACAUGUCUGCAGCUGUGCCCAUGGUAUAGUCAUGUAUUCGCACUAUCCCGGUGACUACUGCAGUCUUGUACAUAGUACGUUUUAAAAGCAAGAGGAAUUUACAGUUGAGUGAUAUGGCAGAUUAGCCUUGCAAAUGAGCACCAACUAAUGUAAAGCAUAUUAAUUACGAUGGUGGUAUUUAACACUUUAAAUAAAACAUUUUCUUUACA
Messenger RNA from Bufo gargarizans (Asiatic toad), 9193 nucleotides. RefSeq names its product regulating synaptic membrane exocytosis 2 (gene RIMS2). Bases 305 to 5755 code for a protein of 1816 amino acids. Gene Ontology annotation, cellular component: presynaptic membrane; cytoskeleton of presynaptic active zone. Lineage: Eukaryota; Metazoa; Chordata; Amphibia; Anura; Bufonidae. Gene Ontology annotation, biological process: regulation of membrane potential; regulation of synaptic plasticity; calcium ion-regulated exocytosis of neurotransmitter. The transcript has 36 exons. Gene Ontology annotation, molecular function: small GTPase binding; transmembrane transporter binding. The record is from RefSeq and is a predicted model, not a curated record.